AUGAAAGAAAUUAAAUUGCAAAGUAAAUUUCCCAUAAAAACUCCUGAAUCAUCGUCUAACACUGAAACGUUUAUUGGCUAUGACAAAAGAUCCUUGGAAAAGCAACAUCAUAUUACCUCAAAUAAGAUACCAUUUAUUGCCACUGCUAUAGCUUCCCUUAGUUUAAUUAGUUUUGGAUAUAUGCUAGGAUAUACCGCGCUGGCUAUACCCCAGUUGACGACCGAUGAAGCUCAAAUAGAAUUAAGUGAAAAUUCUGUGGCUUGGUUUGGUUCUCUAAUUAUGUUGGGUGCCUUUAUCGGAAGUAUCAUAGCUGGCAGGAUGAUAGAUCAUUUCGGCAGGCAAUGUACUCUCAUCACACUCUCCAUACCAGCUACUAUUGGAUGGUUUAUAAUUGUGUCUGCUCAGACAGUUACAGCAUUACUUGCUGGCCGAAUAUUAACAGGCAUUUCUCUUGGGAUGUCAUCUGUAUCUUACUCGGUCUACAUGUCGGAAAUAUCCACUGCCUCAAUGCGUGGUUUACUCGGAGGGUCUAUUCAAUUUGCUAUUUCAACUGGAUAUAUUCUUAAUGCUUCCAUUGGCAUGAUUACUACUUGGAGAUACUCAGCAAUAGCGGGGCAAGCAAUCGCAACCAUAUUAGCGAUAGGAAUGGUAUUUAUGCCUGAAUCACCACAUUGGUUAAUUGCUAAUGGCUAUCGUAAAACAGCUAUUGAUACGUUAAGACGACUUCGAGGACCUGAAGCAAACAUCAACUUUGAACUAACAGAAAUUGAGAGUUUGAAACACCGCCAACAAAUUAAAUAUUCGGAGUUAUGGUCUCCUUCAGUUCGAAAACCAUUCUUGAUCAGUCUAUUCUUACUUAUAGCUCAAAAAUGGACAGGUUUUCAUUCCGUUUUAUUCUUUUGUCCGUACAUACUUCGAAUGGCAGGUUUUCAAGAUUUUCGCCUGAUUAUUUUGAUUAUGGCGAUAUCACAAUUUGUUGGUAGUGGCGUCGGCUAUGCUUUGGCUGGUCGAUUUAGUAGAGUGAAACUGCUAUUAAGUUGUAGCGCGCUGAUGACUGUUUCUGGAGCUCUAUUGGGAGUUUACUUUUAUUUAUUAGAAGCAAUGUCAUUAAAUCUACUUUGGUUAAGCUUCAUUAGUACAUGUGGAUAUGUGUUGGGAUUUAAUAUUUCAUGGGGAGGAUUAGCAUACGCUAUAAUGAGCGAAAUACUGCCUCUCAGGGUACGUGGUGUGGCAUCUGGACUAUCUGCCAGCGUUGGUUUUUUAGCAGCAUUUGCUGCUAGUUACGCUUUUUUACCGCUGGCACAGGCAAUAUCAGUUCAAGGGAGUUUAUGGUUUUAUACAGGCCUCAACGUAUUAAUUGCAAUUAUUGUCUUUUACUGUGUACCAGAAACCAAAGGUAAAAAGUUUUCGGAUAUUGAAAAAAUUUUCGAUAAAAAGAAGAGGAUGGAUAAAACAACGAUGGUCUAG
Trichoplax adhaerens is the source of this 1467-nucleotide messenger RNA. RefSeq lists its product as uncharacterized. The coding region runs from base 1 to 1467 and encodes 488 amino acids. Gene Ontology annotation, cellular component: membrane. The record is from RefSeq and is a predicted model, not a curated record. NCBI's taxonomy places the organism in Eukaryota, Metazoa, Placozoa, Uniplacotomia, Trichoplacea, Trichoplacidae. Gene Ontology annotation, biological process: transmembrane transport. Gene Ontology annotation, molecular function: transmembrane transporter activity. The transcript is spliced from 5 exons.